Molecule: messenger RNA, 2424 nt
Organism: Cladophialophora yegresii CBS 114405
Lineage: Eukaryota; Fungi; Ascomycota; Eurotiomycetes; Chaetothyriales; Herpotrichiellaceae
Exons: 4
Coding region: 1-2424 (807 amino acids)
Molecular function (GO): zinc ion binding
Source: RefSeq, a predicted model, not a curated record
AUGGCUACGCCUCAUCCUCACACAGGUCCUGUUGGGCCUGACACUCCCAUUACUGUCAAGGUCAUCAUCGACGGCACAAACAGGAGAUUUAAGUUGCCUCUUCGUGACCUCGGUGCCACUGUGCUUCCUCAGAAGCUUCGAACCUUGCUUGCCAUUCCUCCCGAGCAGGAGGUCCGCUUCGACCGAUUCUCCGACUCCGCCGGAACCUAUAUCACACUUGAUAGCAGUAACCCGGCUGUCUACAAGCAACUCUAUCGGGCAGCAAAGGCCAAACUCAAGCUACGUCUGAUGGCUACCCUCGAAAGAAAGCCUUUGAAGGGACAACUGGCUGCUAACAUGGCGAUGGACCUGACAAAGCUCACCGUUUCCCUCCCGGAAUCGAGAAAUACCUUUCUCGAGACUGUCCUGUCUCAACCCGUGGGCAACGGCGCGGCACCAUCUUUCAAGUCCUUCCAAAAGACUUGUCAAUACUCCCCAAUGUGUGCCAUACCAGGUGCCUUUGAUCUUGACGUCAGCAACAGCGAGCAACCGGCCAAAGCCGCUUCUCUGUACAGCAGCAAGGAUGUCUACAGCCUGCCUACUCUUCCCCAGAUGAGCGACUUUCCGACCGAUUCAUACACCGUUGACUGCAACCACUGCGGCUCGUCCGUUCCAAACGAGCAUUACCAUUGCGGUAUCUGCGAGGGCGGUGACUUCGACCUCUGUAAAGCUUGCAUUGACGCAGGGAUCACCUGCGAUGGAGACGAGCACUGGUUGCUCAAGCGAACCAUUCUCAAUGGAAUUGUUGUCCCUAGUACCACCGAGACUCUCCCUCCCAAGAAGCUCUCCAAGAGCCCAACCGCAGAGUUGGUCACCCCCAUCGGUCCUGAGCAGGAUGGUGAUGAUUUGACCUGCAACUCUUGCAUCUGCCAAAUGCCCGCUCGCGACUUUGUCACCUGCCAGGAAUGCCCUGACUAUGACCUUUGCCUAUCUUGCUUCCGCGAUAAUGAGCAUGGCCAUGACCCUUCGCACAAUUUCAAGGCACAAGAGCCCGAGGCUGUCAAAGGAGACAUGGCCAUCAAGGCUCUCUGUGUUCCUGGACGUGGCGUCCGUCAUGAAGCUAUCUGCGACGGCUGCAAUCAAGGUGUCUACGGUGUUCGACACAAAUGCCUGUCUUGCCCUGACUUCGACUAUUGUGCGACUUGCAUUGCUACUGCUGGCGAGAAGCACCCCGGCCAUCGGUUUGCACCAAUUUACACACCGAUAGGUAUCAUGCGUGUUACAAAGCCGACCCACCGUGGUAUCUACUGCGACGGCCCCUUGUGCACAUCCUACAAGGGUUACAUCACUGGCGACAGAUACAAGUGUGCUGUCUGCCACGACACCGACUUCUGCGCUAACUGUGAGGCUUUGCCCAACAAUGGCCACAAUGCAAGCCAUCCUUUGAUCAAGAUGAAGCUGCCAAUUCGUCACGUCUCCAUCACUACCCAACACGAUAGUGAGAAUGGCCAGAAGACCGCGCAGUUGGGAGACCGACCGAUGGCCAAGCAUGCGGCUACCGAGACGGCCCGAUCCACUUCUACGAACGCCGCGACCCAGGUGCAAACUGUCGCAGAGGUCAGUCCUACUGAGGUUAUCCCUGCGAUGGUUGAGAUAUCCCGAUCGAAUGAGAUCCCACCCAUCGCGCUAACCCAGAAAGACCUCCAAGCCUGGUAUGUCAGUGACUCGACUCCCGAUGGCACUAAGAUCGCGCCCAACCACUUCGUCUCUCAAUCCUGGACUUUGCGUAACCCAGGCCCCGAUUUAUGGCCAGCGGGCUGUGCUGUAUACUACAUUGGUGGUGACGAUAUGCGUAACCUCGAUGUACACCACCCGUCUAGCGUGAGUGCUAUGACCAUGGCCAACCGCAGCAAUGUCCUAGGUUCUCCUCUUGAACCUGGCAAGACCGCAGUCUUCACAGUUCUCCUCAAGUCCCCUGCUCGCGAGGGACGAGCCAUCUCCUAUUGGCGUCUCAAAACCCCAGGUGGUGUCCCGUUCGGUCACAAACUCUGGGUUGACAUCGAGGUCCGCUCAACUCCGAUCGAGCUGCCGAUUCGCUCUCACAUCUUGCCACCUGCCCCGGUUACGGUCGAAACGGUCGACGAGCCAAGAGGGGAUGACAAGUCACAGGACAGCUCAACCAUGAUCUUCCCUAAGCUCGAGAAGGAAUCUCCAAUCUCCAGUGUGCACGAUGUCCGUGAAGGACAGGCUGAAGAGGCACCGGCGGCCGUGAUGGAGCCUACGACCAAGACCGAGGAGCAAGAACUACUUGAAGAUGUCGAGAGUCUGGAACUGGAGGAUUCCGACAGUGACGAUGAAGACUUCCUGACUGACGAGGAAUACGAUAUCUUGGAUGCGAGUGAUGAGGACUUGUUGUCGGAGGGGCAUCGCUCUGUGGCCAAGUGA